AUGGGCCGGGUGGGGCGCGGGGCAGUGCAUUCCAGUGGGGCAAAAGCCUUCAGCAACUGCAGCGUCAGGGACUUCGAAGCCUUCCUGAAGCACGAUGGAGGCGCGUGCCUUUUCAGUAGACCCCGCUUGACCGGGCUGCCCUCCCGGAGAGCGGCUGUCUGCGGCAACGGCGUCGUGGAGCCCGGCGAGCAGUGCGACUGCGGGGCGGCGGAGUUCAAGCAGAAAAACGCGCAGUGCUGCCCAAAGGGCCGCUGCCGCUCCCCGGACCUGCAGUGCCGGCGGCUCUACGGGAGGGAGCCUGACCCCAAACUCAAGCAUCUGUUGAAGCAGGAGGGUUUUAGGGACUGCGCUCGCACGUAUCUGACGUGGGCGAUGAGGCCCGGCGGCCCGGCGCCUCGUGGCCUUGUGCGCGCGUCAGGGGGCAGGAGGGGCGCAGAGGCGGCGCUGCCCGGGAAGGGUUCAAAGAAUGCUCCUGUGGCUUGUUACGAGGAACUCAACAGUCAGCAGGACAGAUUUGGCCACUGCGGGUUCCAGCCCAGACAGGGCUAUAAGUCCUGUGCUUGGAGUUCAAGCGGAAAAACGCGCAGGCCCCGCCCCGCCGCCGAUGCGCAGUGUGACCUGGCCGAGUUCUGCAACGGGUCCUCCGCGUCCUGCCCCCCCGACCUGUACGUGCAGGACGGGCACGGCUGCGAGCACGGCACCGGCUACUGCUACAAGGGACACUGCCGCUCCCCGGACCUGCAGUGCCAGCAGCUCUUCGGGAGGGGUGCAAAAAAUGCUCCUUUGGCUUGUUACGAAGAAGUCAACAGUCAGCAGGAUAGGUUUGGGCACUGCGGCAACCACCCGAAGGACGGCUAUCAGCCCUGCUCCUGGCCCGCCAGACCCUCUCCUGGUGAAAGAAGGAACGAAAUGUGGUCCUGGAAAGGUGAGAAAUACGGCCUCAGCCUCUGGAAACGGCAUGUGAUUAUCGCCACCAUCACCAUUUCAGAAAUAGUCACCGUUCUGCAGUACGAGUUAAAAGUUUGUCUGAACGGCACAUGCCACCCACAUUCAGUCCUGAAGUACGACUGCAACGCACAGAAAAAAUGCCACGGGCAUGGAGUGUGCAAUAACAAGAAGAACUGCCACUGCGAUCCGGGCUGGAACCCUCCCCAGUGCAAGACUCGAGGAUCCUCUGUAGGCAGCAGCAGCGCACUGGGUCCCAAGCAUAUCGCCAAAAGCUCUGCCCUGGCCGUGCUGAAGAACUGGCGGCUGGUGCUGAGCUGCGGCAUCGUCCUCCUCGCCCUGCUCUGCGGCACCCUUGUGGUUAUGAAGGGGAGCCAGCUGAAAAGAUUCUGCGCCAGGAGGGGAUCGCAAACGGAUGGAGUGUUUUUGCCGGAGGAUUUCCGGAUCUAUACCGAUGGCCGGGGGGGGCUGGCAAAAUCCGAACUGGCGCAUAUCAAGCGCGACUGCUUCUACGAAGGCUAUGUCGAGGGUUUCCCCGUUUCGCUCGUGGUGCUUAGCGCCUGCUCCGGCCUGAGCGGGAUCCUGCAGCUCGCGAACACCAGCUAUGGGAUCAAGCCUCUGGAGGCUGCAGCCGGGUAUCAGCAUCUCGUGUACCCGAUGGAGAAUGAAAACGCAGAGGCUCGGCUGUUCGUAGAAAACAGCUCUCUUGCCUGGGCUGGGGAGGUGUCACGGCAGCUGGAGGACACGACAAUUAAGCAAGCUGUCACUACAUCCCCUCGGUAUCUGGAAACGCACGUGGUUGUGGACAAGGCUCUGUACGACCAUAUGGGAGCAGACAAGCACGCUGUGACGGCCAGGGUCGUGCAGCUUUUCAGCUACAUGAACGGCAUGUUUGCUCGCCUCAAUCUGACAAUUGUACUCUCUUCUCUGGAGUUUUGGACGGAAAAGAACAAAAUCCCCACCACGGGAGAUGCCGAGGAGCUGCUGCAGAGAUUUUUGCAGUGGAAAAAUGUGCAUCGUGUGUUGCGGCUGCAGGACAUAAUGUUCCUGUUUGUUUACAGGGAGCAGUCCCGUUACGUGGGGGCAUCUUCUGCGAGGAAGCUGUGUCUCAGGAACCAUGCUGGAGGGGUUGCCUUGGCAGCCUACAAAGCUCCCGUGUGCGGCAACAAGGUGGUGGAGCCGGGAGAGGCUUGUGACUGCGGGUCCGCAGAGGAAUGUCGGCGCGACCCGUGCUGCACCGUUGGCUGCAAGAUGAGGAGAGGGGUGCAGUGCCUGUCGGGACCGUGCUGCCGGAAAUGCCAGUUUGUGAAAAGAGGCACCUUAUGUAGGAGCAGCUCCGAGGAUGAGUGCGAGUUGAAGGAAUAUUGCAACGGCACCUCUGGGGAGUGCACACCGGACCUGUGGGUGAUGAACGGGCACCCCUGCAGCAGGAACACUGCCUUCUGCUACCGGGGCGUCUGCCAGACAGCCGACAAGCAGUGCCAGAAGGUCUUCGGCCAGGGUGCCAAGAACGGGCCUUGGGCCUGCUAUGAGGAAAUUAACAGCCAAAGGGACAGAAUGGGGCACUGUGGCUCCAACCACCGCGGUUACCAGCGUUGUGCGUAUAAGGAUCUGCGAUGCGGGAAGCUCGUGUGUGAGUAUCCGGGCUCCAAGCCCUUCACCAAGGAGAAGGCUGCGGUGAUUUAUGCUCGGGUGCAGAACACGCUGUGUGUAACGUUGGACUACAUGAAGCCGCUCACGGAGAGGGACCCCAUGCUGGUGAACGACGGCACCGUCUGCGAUGAGCACAAGAUCUGCCUGAACCAGCACUGCGUGCCGGCCGCUGUCCUGAACUACAAAUGUGAGAUGGAGACAAAGUGCCACAAUCGCGGGGUGAGUCACGGUGAAGCGGACGUCGGGAGCGGGGGCUUGCCAAAGCUGUGGCUGUUUCUGACCUUCUGCCUCUUCAUGCCUGUCACCAUCGGGCUCAUCCUCAUGGCACUAAGGAGAAGUGGCCCAAGGUGCUGUCGUGCCACGGAGGAGCUGGAUGAAGACGAGUGA
Molecule: messenger RNA, 2985 nt
Organism: Egretta garzetta (little egret)
Lineage: Eukaryota; Metazoa; Chordata; Aves; Pelecaniformes; Ardeidae
Product: disintegrin and metalloproteinase domain-containing protein 2-like
Exons: 25
Coding region: 1-2985 (994 amino acids)
Biological process (GO): proteolysis; binding of sperm to zona pellucida; cell adhesion
Cellular component (GO): plasma membrane
Molecular function (GO): metalloendopeptidase activity
Source: RefSeq, a predicted model, not a curated record